AUGAACACCGUCCUGACCCGCGCCAACUCUCUCUUCGCCUUCUCGCUGAGCGUGAUGGCGGCGCUGACCUUCGGCUGCUUCAUCACCACCGCCUUCAAAGAGCGCACGGUGCCCGUCAGCAUCGCCGUCUCGCGGGUCAUGCUGUGAGUGAGGGGCGAGGGGAGGGUUGGGGGUCCUCUCUUCUUCCUCCUCCUCCUCCUCCUCCUCCUCUUGCUCCUGGGUGCUGAGCCUCAUCCGCCCCUCUUCGAAGUCUUUCGAGUAGUGGGCGGAAAAGGUUCCCCUUCUCACCCCUUUCUCAGCAAGGAUGUGGGGUGAGGAGAUUGGGGUGAAGAAGGCGAAGCCUGACUUGCUUCGAAGUAUUCUCCCUUCACCCCUCCCCAAAAAAAUCCAUGCCCCCCCCCCUUGUGGAGCAUCCCUCAUGUGCAAAACGUUUUGCAACGAGCCAUCUCCCUUCGCUCCAUUAAUAUUAACCUGUGGUCCUCGAAGUGAUUUGGGGCGGGGGCAUAACUUAUCAGGAUGUCUUUGUGUGCGCCCAUGGCAGUGGCUGAUGUGUAUUACACUUACCCCACCUCCCUGCAAUUAUUAUUAUUUCCCCCCACACACAUCAGUCCCAUCCCUGCUGCAAAUAAGUCGCACAAUGGAAUGUUCGCGUUAAAUGGGGUUGUCACUGAGGACGGAUAAAAGCGUUGUGUAUUAUUGAUCCUGCAAUAAUCACCCGUUGUUCUCUGUGUUAUCACCUAAGUUUGGAUUCCCUUUUCUCUUUGUCGAUUAUGGGUCUCAGAACAGUAGACCUUUCCUUCCUGUUCUCUCAUUUCCCCUUUGUGCGAGCCAAUGAGCGAGCACCACGAACUCUCUGGUGCUGUAGUGUCCGCCCUCUGGCAGGCUCCCUCCAGGGUGUACAUAGAAAGGCAACUCGGCUAUUGGGUUUAGCACACGUCAGUGGCUGUUGCCCUGGCAGCAUAUUGCCAAGCAUAGGUCUGUUUCCAUGCAGUUGGGGGUGGGGGGGCAGUGUUGUUUUACAGCAAAUUCCCGUGCUGUUCUGACAAACACAAGUCCUGCUCUCAGCAUUGCUGAUUGGUGUUGCUCUGAAUGGUUUCAUAGACUGCCGUGCAUCGUUUGUGGUGCUUGCAUACUGAUUUUACGUUCCUUGGUGCAUUUGGAGCUAAGUAGGAACAUCUCAGCUGAAUGUGUUAAAUUGUGGGCUUCAAACAUCAUACUCUAUGCUAUUAAAAUGUGCUAAAUGUGACUGCUCUUCAUGAAUAAAAGCAUGGCAGUGCAUGGAGAAUUAAAUUUGUUCUGGUGUUCUCUCGCAUUGUGCCUCUUGGCAAGAACAUUAACAUUAGUUGCCAAUGUCAUCAUCGCACAAUGGCUAUGAUAACUAUAACUCAUAAGGUAAAGGAAAUUAAAUUAUGUAGCCUAUACAUUAUUGAAAUCACAGGUGACAUUCACUUGGCUCACGUUUGCCUAUGUUUCUUGCCCAGCUUCUAAGUUCCCUUCUGCUGCCCUGCAUAAUGUUGCACGCCACCCCAAUGUCUGAGUGGUGUGAGCAUUCCAGGCUCUUACCUAGGGUUUGGUUUCCUCAUUCCUAGGGACAGUAGAGACUGACUGAUGUCUUUAGGAUGUAUGGUUUAUCUACACACACACACACACACACACACACACACACACACACACCCUAUGAUGGAGGGACUCACAGCAUUAACAUCCCAGAAGGUCUUGCUUCUCCCAUAUUCACAGCCUUGGAUUCCAGCAGAAAUCAGGCAUGACUCUCACUCUCUGACUUCUGCUUGCUUCUAGCACAGCUCUCACUCUCUCACUAUAGCUUUUGUCUUCUCACUACCAGCCAGGUGAGGGAGGGGGUCCUCCCAUUUGCCCUCUGGCACAAAGUAACUUCCUUAUAACAAAUAAGCUGGCAUUGCUACUUCAACAGUGGAAUCCUCCAAACAUAACCCUGUAAACAUUUGUGUAGCCAUAAUACUUUAUUUAUGACUUAUAGAACAUUUGCAUUCUCUAAGGGAAUAUUUGUUUAAAACUUUUAAUUUUUCCAAAUUUUGUAGAAUGUUUAGAUAUGCAUGUUUAAAAUAUCCAAGUUAAGUUAUUGGCUUGGAUUCUAAGAUAAGUCAACUUCAGGAAGUAUAUUUAAACUGUAAUUAUUAUUGUUCAUUCUACGUUCUGUUACAAGGGACCAGCCUCAGCACUACCUAUGUUUCCCAUUUUUCCCCACUGAAUAAGAGUAUCCUUUCUCUGAAGAAACUAAUAUUAUCUUGUGCCACCUGCAAAGAAGUUUGAAUAAUGUGGUUUUUUGUGUGUUUUUAGGAAAAAUGUAGAAGACUUCACUGGACCUGGAGAAAGAAGUGACCUUGGAAUCAUUACUUUUGACAUUACUGCAGAUAUCCUUCAUAAAAAUUUGUAG
Molecule: messenger RNA, 2413 nt
Organism: Podarcis lilfordi (Lilford's wall lizard)
Lineage: Eukaryota; Metazoa; Chordata; Lepidosauria; Squamata; Lacertidae
Source: the annotation of a GenBank genome assembly